AACAUUUCUGGAAAUGUCAUUUCUCUUUUAUUGUAAGAAACAGUUUUUUUUUUUUGGCAAACACUUCAUUUUUAUUAACAAUAAAACAAAAACUCUUAAAAUUGUGCAAAAAAUUAUAGAAAAUCAACUUAAAAUAAUAAAAAAUUCUUAGAAAUUAAGCGUUAAAAUAAAUUUGUACCACAAAAAUAAAACAUCUGCCUUUUCUAUAUUAAUUUGCGGAAAACUAAUAAAAAGCGCAAAAACCAAAACCAGUGACCACGCUAGCAAUAUUGUAAGUACAAUCAGCAUUACUGCCGCCAACUAAAUAAUAUGGCUAAAGUACAUAUAACAAAUGUUGUGGUGCUGGACAAUCCCAGUAGUUUUUUCAAUCCCUUUCAAUUCGAACUAACCUUUGAGUGUAUAGAAGAGUUGAAAGAGGAUUUGGAAUGGAAAAUGAUAUAUGUGGGCUCGGCGGAAUCGGAGGAAUAUGAUCAGGUCUUAGAUACCAUAUACGUGGGUCCCGUGCCCGAAGGUAGACACAUAUUUGUAUUUCAAGCGGAUCCUCCAGAUGUCACUAAAAUUCCUGAACCGGAUGCCGUCGGUGUCACCAUAGUCUUGUUGACAUGCUCUUAUCGUGGCCAGGAGUUUGUGCGUGUGGGUUAUUUUGUGAAUAAUGAUUAUGCCGAUCCUGAGAUGCGUGAAAAUCCCCCACCCAAACCUCUAUUUGAUAAACUAACCCGCAAUAUAUUGGCCACCAAGCCGAGAGUAACGCGUUUCAAAAUCAAUUGGGAUGAUGCUUCCACAAAUGAAUUGGCCAAUGGCAAUGGUCAUGAUGGUGAAAAUAUUGAUGAUGACAUGCAAUGUGCUGCUGGUGAUAUGAAUGGCGGUGCCUCCACCUCAGCAGCUGUCGGCGGUGCCUCAUCCUCUAACAGUCAUAAUUCUUUAGAUGCGCCGGAAGCCACCAUGGAUGAUAACAGUUUAGCUAUGCCUAUUGAAAAUGGUGUGGCCGCUUUAAAUGAAAACUCUAAUUCUUUAGCCAUGGAAUGUUAGGUUUAAUUUAUAUCACAUAAUUUCUUUAGGUUUAGCUGAAAAACCUCCCAUGUUUUUAGUUUUUUAUAAUUCUAGUAAAAGAAACAAAACUCUCUGCAGGCUAUUGAUUAAGUUGGAAAUGUUUUGUGUAUAACUGUACUAAAAAAAACAAAAAAAGAAUUCUAACUACCUAUUUAUUUAUAUAAACUCAAGCUGCUGCUUUUCUUCUGCUUAAACCAAAUUAAGGUCUCAAUUACAAAAGUGAAUGCAUCGUUUCUUUACUACUUUUUUUAAGUUAUGUUUAUGUCAAAUUCUCUAUUAUUAUUUUUUUAUAUUUAUCUAAUAUUUAGUACGUAAAUUUACUUUAUUGUAAAAUGUAUCAUCAAUCAUCAGAAAAAUACAAAAUGAUUUUUGUGCAAAUUGUUUAAAUUAUUACAAAAAGGAA
Messenger RNA from Lucilia cuprina (Australian sheep blowfly), 1453 nucleotides. It is a transcript of the gene asf1, whose product is annotated as histone chaperone asf1. Gene Ontology annotation, biological process: nucleosome disassembly; DNA replication-dependent chromatin assembly; nucleosome assembly. The coding region runs from base 310 to 1029 and encodes 239 amino acids. NCBI's taxonomy places the organism in Eukaryota, Metazoa, Arthropoda, Insecta, Diptera, Calliphoridae. The transcript has 2 exons. The record is from RefSeq and is a predicted model, not a curated record. Gene Ontology annotation, cellular component: nucleus. Gene Ontology annotation, molecular function: histone binding.